Messenger RNA from Benincasa hispida (wax gourd), 1651 nucleotides. The record is from RefSeq and is a predicted model, not a curated record. Lineage: Eukaryota; Viridiplantae; Streptophyta; Magnoliopsida; Cucurbitales; Cucurbitaceae.
AAGAGCAGAAAAACAACAAAAGCAACAAGCUAUGGAAAGCAAAGAGCAGGAGAAUUUUGUAGUCAGUCCAUGCAAAUGUGCAUGCGAGAUAGAAAAACAACAAAAACAACAGGAUAUGGAGAACAAAGAGGUGGAGAAUUCAGAAGUUGGUCCAUGUGGGAUAGGAAAACAACAAAAUCAACAAGAUAUGGAAAACAAAGAGCUGGAAAUGUUUGAAGUUGGUCCAUGCGAAUCUCCAUACCAGAUGGGGUUCUUGAUUGGGAAGAGGUUCUCUGAUACCAUAAGGAGCAGAUUGGAGAAAGACAUGGUUCUUCGCGAACAGCUGGUUCCUUUCGCUCAAACUCCAGAGUCAAAGCCUCUUAUAGAAUCCCUCUGCAAAAAUAAUAAGGCCAAGUACCCAACACAUUGGGAUGAACUCAUGGGAAUUGUAGAUGGAAGUGAAGCGCCUGCCCUUGAGAUUAUUCUACUCAACUUCAGGAGGGAGAUUCUUCCAUUUAUUCAGGACGAGGCUUCCAUUGUUGAUUGUACAGAUGAUUGUUCUGAUCUUCUUAUUGUUAGUGACUCAUUGGCCCUUGCAGCACAUAAUGAAGAUGCCAGCUUUGGUCUGUCUGGCUACACCUAUUUGAUCAAAGGAAAACUGCAAAAUGGGAUAUGUUACAUUGCUUACACACACGCAGGGGAGAUACCAAGCCGUGCUUUCAGUUUUAAUAGCAAUGGCCUGGCAUUUACCAUGAAUACAGUCCGUCCAGUGAAUGAUGAGAUUGAUCCUGGGGCAAUCGGACGAAACUUUAUCUCCCGGGACCUUCUUGAAUCUACAAGCUUUGAAGAUGCAAUAGCUAGAAUUCGCUCAGCAGAAAUAUCCCUAGGUCACAAUUAUAAUGUGAUUGACAUUCAGACGAGAAGAAUUGCGAGUGUAGAAACAGCAUCAAAGUAUAGAUUGUCUGUCCAUGAGGUUGGGGCUACACCAUUUUUCCAUGCAAAUAUGUAUUCCCAUCUUCAGACAGUUAAGCAGAUAAUAGAUGAAAACUCUACAAGCAGAAAAAAACGAGCUGAUGUCAUGUCAAAAGAAUCGAAAGAUGAUUUCCUGUCGGUUAUUGGAGAUACAGACAACAAGGAAUAUCCUAUCUACAUGAAAGGUAAAUAUAAAGAUGAUUUAUAUUGCCUAGUAUUAUCAAAACUGAAUUCGAAAAUUUUCUUAAUGUCUUCAGGUCCUAAGCUUUACACGAUGUGUAGUGUUCUAAUUGACCUAGAUGAAGAAAUGCUAUCAAUUUUUCAAGGAAAUCCGAAGAACAAAGAGAUAACUCAUGUUUUCUCCCUGUCAGAGUUGAAGAAACCAUAAGCACACUGCUGCCACCAUAUGUUGCUAGUAUCUAAGAAAGUUAAUUCUGGGCUCUUAUGCAGGUUCAUAAAGGCCCAACAUACUGAUAUCAACCAGUAAAGGAAUUCAGAUUAUGAUCCACGUUUUAUUUAAGAAUUUUGAUUGUUUUCAAUUUUUACCCAUCUAAACAUAUUAAAGUAAGGGUACUUUAGUGUUUUUGUUUAGGGAUAAAUGGUAUCAAAUUAGGGUUUCAUUUCUAAUCCUAGCCACCACUAUUAAGGUUAAUUGAGAAAUAAAAUGGGCUAUUUAAAGCCUAAAUUACAUUUCGUGUAA